Wallemia mellicola CBS 633.66 is the source of this 901-nucleotide messenger RNA. RefSeq lists its product as hypothetical. Gene Ontology annotation, cellular component: mitochondrial large ribosomal subunit; ribosome. Gene Ontology annotation, molecular function: structural constituent of ribosome. The coding region runs from base 42 to 479 and encodes 145 amino acids. The record is from RefSeq and is a predicted model, not a curated record. The transcript is spliced from 6 exons. Gene Ontology annotation, biological process: translation. Lineage: Eukaryota; Fungi; Basidiomycota; Wallemiomycetes; Wallemiales; Wallemiaceae.
CCCUCUUUAGAAAUACACUAAGAUCAGAUAGUAUACCGUCUAUGUUCAAUACAGUAAGCGGUUUACUACAAGUCAGAACGUCCACAAAGCGCGGUGGUGGAUCUACGAAGAACAACAAGAAGACAGCGGGUAAGCGCCUUGGACCAAAGAAGUAUGGUGGUGAAUACGUUAUACCAGGAAAUAUCCUCAUCAGACAGAGGGGUACAGUAUGGCAUCCAGGACAACAUGUCGGUAUUGGUCGUGAUCAUACACUCUUCGCACUUGAACCUGGCUGGGUUCGAUACUACAAGCAGCCACGUAAAGUCCUGGAUGGACAUACACCAGCUGGCAACGGUGAUUUCAAGCACCGCAAUCAAUACAAAGUCAGGAAAAUGAUUGGCAUAGCAUUAGAUCAGACAGAACAGCUGCCUAGAGACGUAGAAAAGCUCGGUACAAGUAGAAGGUUUUCAAAGAUAGACGUAUCGACGACUAACAACUAAAUUGGGCUUUCCUUUAGCUGUACCAACUCGCAUUCAAUAGUUUUAUUAUUAUCAUCACCGAAUCUGACAAUUCUCUUAUCAAAUCCGUCAAGUUUCACCUUACGUUUCUCGAAAAACGUCCUGCCUAAAAUCAGGUCCCAAUGCGAUCCAUCGUUUGUGUCUUGUGUGCUGGUCAAUUCACUCAGAAAGACAGGUAAUACUACCUUUUUUUCGGCGACUUCGAUUGAGAUCUCGCCGAUGUUGAUUAUGCCUAAAUACCCGAAACUUCCAGGUAUAGUUGAUUUACUAAUAUAACUUUGCUUGAGUGCAUAAUCCCUACUCAUAUAUACCCCACUAUAAUCUUUAUCAAGCAGCAUGCGAGUAGGCCUAGAGCCAGCUUUGCCAUCUAUUAUUCUCACCGUCUUAUUUCCAUGAAAGUCAUC